CCGCUCCAGAAUUCCGUUUCUGUCUUCGCCACCGACAAGUCUACUCAGUACUCCCCCGCACUUUCCCCUAUCCCGCCGGAUAACCUCGCGGCGCCUCUGCAGGGGAUGCCGGAGGUGGUGCUGAACAGGGCGGUGAGGGAGCAGGUACCGGCUGCGGGAGUGAAGAAGGUGGGGCCGGAGGGGAGUUCGACGGCCUCGGUGAUGAGGGGGUCGAGGAAAGAAGAGAAGAUGAAGAUUGGUGAGUUAGGGUUUAGGGUUAGUGAGAUUGUUUUGUGUUUGAUAUCUUUUUCUGUUAUGGCUGCUGAUAAAACUAAAGGAUGGAGUGGUGAUUCCUUCGAUAGAUAUAAAGAGUACAGGUAUUGUUUGGCUGUGAAUGUGAUUGGGUUUGCGUAUGCUGGAUUCCAAGCUUAUGAUUUAACCUAUCACAUAGCCACAGGAAAACAUGUGAUUCGACACCAUCUUCGUCAUCACUUCAACUUUUUCAUGGAUCAGGAGUUGAAGUAGACUAGUGAGUAGGGACUAUUCAGGGCUUUGAGAGUGACCUUUGAUUUCCCCAAUCAAGGUUCUAGCAUGUGGCUGAUUCAAUCUGCCCCUGCUUGUAAUUCACUGCAAGUCCAUGUUUUCUGGUUUCUGCAUUAAUCAUAGAUUUCCAUGACUUCUGGUUGACAGGAGAUCCAUUUUACUUGUACCACAACCAAUUUCAAGCAGAUCUGGCCGCAAAUGACUCGUAGGGAUUCGGGUUGUUUGGGAGACCUGAAUCAAUGAAGUGGAUGUAAUUUACAUCUUUAGGACCAAAUGAAAACACUAUCAUGCACAGAAUUAUUUUUCUUUUUAGUUUUUGUAUACUGAUAACGAAUACAAGUAGGCAUGAUGAUUUCUUUUCC
Populus euphratica (Euphrates poplar) is the source of this 884-nucleotide messenger RNA. RefSeq names its product CASP-like protein 4A3. Bases 106 to 504 code for a protein of 132 amino acids. The transcript has 3 exons. Lineage: Eukaryota; Viridiplantae; Streptophyta; Magnoliopsida; Malpighiales; Salicaceae. The record is from RefSeq and is a predicted model, not a curated record.